AUGGAUCAAUUCCCGCUCAAGACCACACGCCCGCCGUUUCUGGCGACCAACUCCCUCCGACUCUGGACUUCCGCAAACGCCGAGCUCCCCACCGCCUUCCAGUGCGGCGACGAGCUGAGGAACCCGACGACAGACAUCCUCGCCUUCCUGGCCUGGGAUUUGCAGACACCGCGGCUCGACGGCCUCCACGACUACCUCUGGCUGGCUGGACUCAUGCAGCCGGCCCGCGAGCUUCACCGCCAACGACUACUGGGCCGCACAAUCUGCAUCACCGAGAGGCCCGAGGAGCACCUCGUCUGGCACGAGAACACAAUCUUCAUCAAGCCGCUGCCCGAGUACCUCUUGGGCCACGCCUUCUGGGCAGCCAGCAUCUGCCCACACGAGCCCCUCUACCGCAGCGCGCUGGGGCUUUUAUGGUCAUACACGUGGCUCGUCCGCUCAAAGUCAGACCUCAAGAUCGCGCACGACUUGGGCCUCCUGCCCACGUCCCUGGACUGGGCAGCCUGGGCGGGCUUCUCGCGGGACGUCCUGGACCGAGACCAGCAGCAGGUCUGGCAAGAAGUCGACCCGCGGUAUGCCUACGGCGAGCUGCGCCUCACGCGGCUCAACACGCUCUACCACCUCGGCUUCGCGGGACUCUCCCCGCAGAACCUCGUCUGGGCGUACAUGACGGGCUCGCAGCGGUACACGACCUUCUUCCAGCGCAACUUCGGCUGGCUGCUGGCGGUGUUUGUUCUGGAGUUCGAUGCCGUCAGAUUUGUCGAUACAGCAAGUGUCAACCUAGAAAUGUUGUAG
Messenger RNA from Microdochium trichocladiopsis, 795 nucleotides. RefSeq lists its product as uncharacterized. The record is from RefSeq and is a predicted model, not a curated record. Bases 1 to 795 code for a protein of 264 amino acids. Lineage: Eukaryota; Fungi; Ascomycota; Sordariomycetes; Xylariales; Microdochiaceae. The transcript is spliced from 2 exons.